Messenger RNA from Chaetomium fimeti, 935 nucleotides. RefSeq lists its product as uncharacterized. The record is from RefSeq and is a predicted model, not a curated record. The transcript has a single exon. The coding region runs from base 306 to 827 and encodes 173 amino acids. NCBI's taxonomy places the organism in Eukaryota, Fungi, Ascomycota, Sordariomycetes, Sordariales, Chaetomiaceae.
GGAGGAAGUUACCAUGACGCAUCAAAGGCGGGAGUGGUGGGGCCGGCCUGAGGAUCUCGGAAGAAGGGAAGCCAACCUGGAACCGAGCACGAGCCAACUCUGGACUCAAGGUUCCAUUCUUCCUACAUUUGUACCCAAGUUUAUGUUCGCCAAUUCCACGUAACGUGACAACCGUGACCUUGCCCCAAACAGCCUCCUUUAUCGUCGAUCACUCGGCAUGUUAUAAAAUACGUGAGCCGACGACGCAGCUGCAGAAGGUUGCGAAGACGACAACCCCCCAGAGCAAGCCUGCCGAAGUCACAGUCAUGAACGAUGCUGAUGAAGAACCCGAGGUGUAUCCUCACCCCUGGACCGCUGAAGCGUGGGAAAGAGCAGGACAAGCGGUUCUGAGCGGCAACAUACCACCGGAGCCCGUAAUACGCUUCCCCGUCGUUCUCACCCCCGACGGUCCGAUUUCCUCGGCCUCGAAACUCCAGCAACUAGCAGAGACGGAAUCACUUCCUGAAGCCACGGUGACGAGUGAAGUCGACAUACAUGACCGGGAGAUUAGCAAGGUGACCAUCUGCAGCCUUGAGUGGGACGAGUGGGAGAGGAUGGGGGAGAAAGCCCACGUCUCUUAUGGUAUUGGUGGGGGUGGUAUGUUGGUCAUAUUUGAGGGUAGGCAGAGGUAUGCGGGAAUUGUGACGGCUCUGAAGGAAGGCGUUACGCUCGAGGAUGAAGACGAUGGAGGCAGUGCAGGCGAAAGUCGAGGGGAAGGGGUGACGGAAUCUCCAGAGCCCGCCAACCCAAAACCUGGGAGUGAUGGAGAACCAGUGACAGAGACAUAGGCCGGGCGCUUGCCUCGCUUGUUCUUUUGCAGCGGUAGUGGACGUAUAUAUCCCCCAAUGACAGUCAUUCGGCGGUCCGUGCCUGCGCAACCACUGCCACACUGUUUU